Brienomyrus brachyistius is the source of this 6102-nucleotide messenger RNA. Its product is annotated as protein kinase C-binding protein 1-like. The coding region runs from base 725 to 4186 and encodes 1153 amino acids. Gene Ontology annotation, biological process: regulation of DNA-templated transcription. Gene Ontology annotation, molecular function: protein binding. Lineage: Eukaryota; Metazoa; Chordata; Actinopteri; Osteoglossiformes; Mormyridae. The transcript is spliced from 21 exons. The record is from RefSeq and is a predicted model, not a curated record.
AUGUUAAGAUCAGCCAGCAAAGGGCACCGAUAGAAACUGAAAGAUGUGGAAGGUGCUUUUAUCUAGUCGCUGGUCACUUUUUCUUUUGUCCGGUUUUACUUGUUUGUGAGAAUGAUCAUCUGUGGACAGCUGACAGACAGGGAGGGAUUUCUGAAACAAAGGCCUUUCCCUCGGCAAGAGGGCUGCGAGCCAGACAGCCAUGUUUUUAUGCCCUUUUAAAAGAAAACCCCUGGACGAAUAUCACGUAAAACACGUGUUGUGAGCUUAUGCUGAGGUUUUAUUGCGUUCUGCGCAUUCAUCCGAGUGCAGGAACGCUUUAAAGUGUGUAUUUUGUGGCUCGGGCCUAGCUCCUUUUUGUGUGUCCAUAGAGCUGCUCCUGCCUGACUGCGCUGAACAAAGAUAAUCACUCAGGAAAUGUCUCAGCCAAUCGGGUGCACCCUUACAUCCUGCCUGUGAAAGGAGGCCACUCAGGAUCCGGCUUCUAUCAGACAGCCCCGAUCGCCAAGCCUGGAGUGCCGAGCCCUGCUCAGUCUGUGGACUGUGAGGCCGUCCUCCAUGUUUUUUUUUCUAUAAGCAUUGACAUAACACUGUGCUAGCCAUGCAUCCACAGAGCUGAGAUUCUUGACACCCUGUGCCUUGACAGUACAUUGCCAGUUGAGCCCUUCAGACCAGGCGAAGCUUGGCUGAGGAGGAGAUUAAAACGGAGUCUGAUGUGGUCGAGGGGAUGGACAUUUCCACACGGUCCAAAGUCUCAGAUCCCGUGUCAGCUGAGCGGGCUGCUCAGAAGCGGAAACUACCUAGUCCUCCCCACUCUUCCAAUGGACACUCCCCCUCUGAGGCCUCUCCAAGCCCUGUGAAGAAGAAGAAGAAACCAGGCCUGGUGAACAGCAGCAAAGAGCAGCCUGGCCUCAGACAUGGCCCAUUUUACUAUGCCAAGCAGCCACUCACCACAGACCCUGUUGAUGUUGUGCCGCAGGACGGCCGGAAUGAUUUCUACUGCUGGCUGUGCCACCGGGAGGGCCAGGUGCUGUGCUGCGAGCUUUGCCCGCGGGUCUACCAUGCCCGCUGCCUGCGGCUGGCCGCCGAGCCCGAGGGUGACUGGUUCUGCCCCGAGUGCGAGAAAAUCACAGUGGCCGAGUGCAUCGAGACCCAGAGCAAGGCCAUGACCAUGUUGACCACGGAGCAGCUCUCCUACCUGCUCAAGUUCGCGUUGCAGAAGAUGAAGCAGCCAGGGCAGACCGAGCCGUUUCAGAAGCCCGUGUCCCUGGAGCAGCACCCGGACUAUGCCGAGUACAUCUUCCACCCGAUGGACCUCUGCACGCUAGAGAAGAACGUCAAAAAGAAAAUGUACGGGUGUACAGAGGCAUUCCUGGCUGAUGUUAAAUGGAUCCUGCAUAACUGUAUCAUUUACAAUGGCGGUAACCACAAACUGACGGCCACAGCGAAAGUCAUAGUGAAAAUCUGUGAACAUGAAAUGAAUGAAAUCGAAGUUUGUCCGGAGUGUUACCUGUCGGCUUGCCAGAAAAGGGACAACUGGUUUUGUGAGCCAUGUAGUAACCCACACCCACUGGUCUGGGCCAAGCUGAAGGGCUUCCCCUUUUGGCCAGCAAAGGCACUGCGGGACAAAGAUGGACAAGUGGACGCCCGAUUCUUUGGACAGCAUGACAGGGCCUGGGUCCCCAUUAACAACUGCUACCUCAUGUCUAAGGAGAUCCCUUUUUCUGUGAAGAAGACCAAGAGCAUCUUCAACAGCGCCAUGCAGGAGAUGGAGAUCUACGUGGAGACCUUCCGCAAGAAGUUUGGUGUCUUCAACUAUGCCCCCUUCAGGACGCCCUACACUCCUGACAACCAAUUUCAGAUGCUGCUGGACCCCUCGAACCCGGCAGCAGGCUCGGUGCGACCUGAGCGGCAAGAGAAGAUCAAGCUCAGCUUCGACAUGAGUGCUUCCCCCAAGGUGCUCCCGGGUCGAGCCACGGCGCCCGCAUCGGCAGGGCGUCGGGUCUCGCCCACCGAUGCGCCACGUUCACCUGCGAGCACCAACUCAUCUGCCCACACUGGCUCAGAUGGGGAACAGGAGGUGCCAGAGAAGUGUAGCAGGGGCCCCUCCGGCCUGUACAGCACUGGCGAGGAGAGCAUGGACUGCUCAGCAUCUCCAGCUGCAACUAAAUCCUUCUCACCGCAUGGUCCCCCGAUGCCCACGGCCUCCAAACCGGAGAGGAUCUCAGCCGCGGGGAGUAUACUGAACCUCAACCUGGAUCGCAGUAAGGCCGAGAUGGACCUGAAAGAGCUGAGUGAGACGGUGCAGCAGCAGCAAUCCCUACCAGUAGUCCUGACCUCUCCGAAGAGGCAAAUCAGGAGUCGCUUCCAGCUGAACCUGGACAAGACCAUUGAGAGCUGCAAAGCACAACUGGGAAUAGACGAGAUCUCCGAGGAUGUGUACAAAGGUGUGGACCACAGUGACUCGGAAGACUCAGAGAAUUCCGAUUCCAGUGACCCCGAGGAUGGGAGUGACGAGGACCAGAAAGCAAAAGAUGGCCGGGACGAGGCUGAAGACAAGGACGGAGAUGGAAGAGAUGGCAAACGGAAGGCUAGGGUACCGUCGGCGAGUGAAGAGAAAGAGAGCAGCACAGAUGCCAAGGCGGGAUUGACUGCGGGUGAGAAGGUGGCAGGUGCGGCCGGCACUGCCGAGCCUCCAGGGAAGGAGCUGCCGGGCACCGACACCGAUAAGGAGCCUCUGGAGAAGUGCGGGUCGGUGUCGGGCACGGCCACACCCCCGUCGAAGGACAAGCCUCGGGUAAAAGAGGAAGGCAAGCAGCCUACAACCCCCAACCCAGAACCAGAGCCCGACUCGGACUCGGAGCAAGAGCUGGUUAUUGACCUCGGGGAUGAGCAGGCUGGUGGGGAGCGCAAGAAGAACAGGAAGGAGCCCGGGACCACCUCCACACCCAAGGAACCCAGCGCACCUCCUCCAGAGAGUAAAUCUACAGCGCCUUCCAGUGUGACUGCUCCUCCUCCAUCCGACUCCACCCCUUCGACACCCAGCGUGAAGGACCCUGCUCAAUCACCGGUCGCUGUCCCACUCAGCAUGGUCUCCUUCACUCCGGGACCGGCAGCACCCCCACUGCCCGCACCCAGCACGACGCCCACAACCACCGCCGCGCCUGUUAAGAAGCAGCGCCCCCUGCUGCCCCGCGAGACCGCCCCCGUGGUGCAGCGUGCUGUGGUCUGGAACGCCCCUAGCAAGUUCCAGACAUCCUCACAGAAAUGGCACAUGCAGAGGGUACAGAGGCAGCAGCAGAGCCAGCAACCGGCUGCUCAGACGCAGGCGCAGAGCCCGUCAUCAGUGCUACAGCCAUCUUCUGCAAGCACGAGAUACCAGACUCGGCAGGCCGUGAAAGCUGUCCAGCAGAAGGACUCCCCCCAAGGCACGUCCAGCUCAGUGGUGCCCCUAGUGACGGCAGCUCCAGCCGUCCCUGCAAGCGCAGCCCCCGCUGUCUCUGCUAGCAGCCCCUCGUCGCUCUCGUCCUCGACCACUGGAGACUUCCAGAUCGCCACUACCUCGGCCGAUAUAGCAGCUGACAUAGCCAAGUAUACCACCAAGAUAAUGGACGCCAUUAAAGGGACAAUGACGGAGAUGUACAACGACCUGUCGAAAAGCACAUCAGGAAACACUAUCGCUGAGAUCCGGCGCUUAAGGAUCGAAAUAGAAAAAUUACAGUGGUUACAUCAGCAGGAGCUGUCCGAGAUGAAGCAUAACCUCGAGCUCACCAUGGCUGAGAUGCGGCAGAGCCUGGAGCAGGAGCGCGAGCGCCUCAUAGCGGAGGUGAAGAAGCAGAUGGAGCUGGAGAGACAGCAGGCCGUGGAUGAGACCAAGAAGAAGCAGUGGUGUGCCAGCUGCAAGAAGGAGGCCAUCUUCUACUGCUGCUGGAACACCAGCUACUGCGACUACCCCUGCCAGCAGGCUCACUGGCCGGAGCACAUGAAGUCCUGCACGCAAUCAGCGGCGGCCUCGCAACAGGAAUCGGAGCCGGAGGUGGCGGCAGAUGGAGGUGGCAAGGCAUCCGUCCAGGCGGCCAGCGGGCAGGCGUCUCCGGGGGAGGGCGGGGCAGCGGCGCCCCCCCUGCCAGACAAGGACUCAAGCACAGAGCGGGGGAAAGACAGUGGCACCCCUGUCGCAGGUUCAUAACCCGCAGGAGGGGCCAACUCCGGUGUGACGUGGCCUGUCUGUGAUUUCGUCACAAAAGCAUUACACGUGGACGGUCCCCGCACACGCUGGGGUGGGGUGGCACUUUUUAAAUGUAAGUAUUAAGAACUAUUGAAUCCUUCCACGGCUCCUCCCCCGUUACCAGCAUUUUGGGACACACCCACAUUCCCACGUAUCCUCACACAAGCACACGUGUGGUGGACACCGCUCAAUCAGGCCUCAACAUUCUCCCGAGGAAGGACGAGGCCCUUGGCUAGACACCACAGCGGACACCGAGGGCCACAGCACGUCUCAGCGGUUUUCUGGAAGGAGAUGGAAGCUUCUUCGGCUCUGUUCCCCUUGACGACAGUUUAACGAAUGCUUACCACCAUCUCAUCCCCAGCAAUAACUUCAGUAUUUCAGGAAGAAAAAAAAACCUUCAAAAGGAAACUUCCCCGGUUCCUUAAAUGUUCUUCAGUUUUGUAUAAAAGUCUUUUUCUCUCAUGUGGUAUUGUUAACUUGCUGGAAUAGUGAAAACUGAAGUCUGUGAUUUGUUAAUAUCCCCGAAGACCACUCCCCUCCCCCGCUCUAUCGCAUUACUGAAUGACCCACGCGGGUGACAGGGACUGUGCAGUUAUCAGUGACAGUGUGGAAAGUCGGGGUGUCUUUAUGGAGACGAUCCCACUCUUGUCAGUCUCUCUCUCUCUGAAAAAUAAGCUAUCUAUGGGUGAAUGCAUUUGACGUGCAUGGCAGGUUCUGUGUUUAUGUAGCAAAGAUCAGUCCCACAAAUUCAUUUGCUUCACAGGACCGGGAAUCAAGUUGUGAUGAGAUGCUACAACAGCCAAGGAGGGAAAACCAGUUUCCAGGGGACUUACCCACACUGUCAUCCACCACAGACAUCAUUCGAUAAAACACAACAAGAAAAGAGGACAAGAGAGAUAAAUGUAUAACAUAUACCGAUGACUGUACAGAUACACAAACCUCAUGUUUACUCAUUAGAUCUUUUUAAUUUAUAUGGGAAAGAGGCACAUGUUAAAAUAUCUCUGGGUAUUGUUAUCAUGUAAAAAUUCCUUCUGCAUAGGAAAUGCUGAAGUGGUAACUAACAUAUACACAAGGAAAUGAGAGGGGAUGCUGUACGCCAUUUUGAGGUUUACAACAUGCUUACCUGAUUCCAACUCUUUUGUAUUAUUACUUCCAUAUAUAUAUAAUUGUCUUUCAUUCAUAUCCUCAUUUCAUAUGAUUUAGUAGAGAUAUGUUUGGAACUAUAUCUUAAAUUACACAUAGAGUAUAAAAGACUUUAAAGUGUACAAAUAACUACAAGCCUUUCAAAGAGAAAGUGAACAAUUAUUAUUCUUAUCGUGUUUUUUCAUUGCAUAAAACACGAGUCUGCCUUUAAACUGGACGUAAAAACUGCAUUUUAAGUGCUGGAACAAGGAUUCUCGUGUUACUAACAUUUUUCUAGGCAAACCUGUCGAUGGCGCUGUCUAGCCACGGAGAACAUGAUUAGACAGACCAUCGGGUGGACAUCGGAUGGGUUGCCUCCAGCGUGGCACCAGGAAAGGACAGGGAAUCCAGACUUACUCUGGAAGCCUCUAUAUCAAUGGUUAACACUGUGCUUUGUCUCAUUUAGCCUCUCAGCUGUAUCAUUAAGGAAGACCUUACAUACGUGCAAAGGUAUGACUCCUAUAGAGAUAAUCGCAAUCGAGAAGGAAGAAGAGAGACUGUGUCACUUGUGAGCAAGUUUGUCUCACGGUUUGUUGUUUACAUACUGUAAAUAAAUACCCGGGAUUUAGAAAGUGUCAGUCUGACUACCACAGCCUUUUUCUAACUACCGUGAAUCUUUAUUAUACAUGUAAGUUUGCACUUUCAUGUUAAAUUGCCUGGAGCUCGUUGACGUAUAAAGCAUAUUGUAAAAUUUU